This is a messenger RNA of Gekko japonicus, 1947 nucleotides long. Its product is annotated as gastrula zinc finger protein XlCGF57.1-like. The record is from RefSeq and is a predicted model, not a curated record. The coding region runs from base 186 to 1814 and encodes 542 amino acids. Gene Ontology annotation, molecular function: DNA-binding transcription activator activity, RNA polymerase II-specific; RNA polymerase II cis-regulatory region sequence-specific DNA binding. Gene Ontology annotation, biological process: regulation of transcription by RNA polymerase II. NCBI's taxonomy places the organism in Eukaryota, Metazoa, Chordata, Lepidosauria, Squamata, Gekkonidae. The transcript has a single exon. Gene Ontology annotation, cellular component: nucleus.
CUCUAUCGCCAGAAGAAGUCAAGAAUGAAGACUUGAGAGGAAACUUCAGAAACCAAGUUGGACCUAAGAGGCAGAAAAGAAGCCACAUCAUCCAGAAGAGGGGUAAACCCAUUCCUUGCCAAGGGGGGGAUUUCCAAGAAGUAAUUCACACAGCAAAGAAAACAUACAAGUGCCUGACGUGCGGAAUGAAUUUCUCCAAUCAAUCCCAGUAUAAUGUCCAUUUACGAUUGCACAGUGGAAAGAAGACCCAUCACUGGUUGGAAUGUGGAAAGACCAUGAGGAGCAGAGCAGAGCUCCUUAGAGAUCAAGGAACACAAAGAGGAGAGAGACCAUAUAGCUGCUCAGACUGUGGCAAGAGAUUCUCAGAGAAAUCAGACCUCGUUCAACACCAAAGGAUUCAUACAGGAAGGAAGCUACUUAUUUGCUCAGGGAGUGGAAUGAAGUUCUCUGUGGGAGGCAAAGGUAAUAUACAUUUUCCAAAGGACUAUAUAAUGAAUGCAUGUAAAUGCUUUUCAUGUGGAAACUACUUUAAAUACAGAUCACAGCUCCUUGUGCACCAACGAAUCCACAGAGGGGAGAAGCCUUUUCAAUGCUUAGAGUGUGGGAAGAGAUUCAGUCAUGGUGGCCAUCUUCAAGAACAUUUAAGAACUCACACAGGGGUGAAGCCAUUUGAAUGCUCAGAAUGUGUGAAGAGAUUCAGUCAGAGUAGUCAUCUUCAAGCCCAUCUAAGAACCCACACAGAGGAGAAGCCUUUUGAAUGCUCAGAAUGCGGGAAGCGAUUCAGUCGCAGUAGCCAUCUUCAAACCCAUCUAAGAAUCCACACAGGGGAGAAGCCUUUUGAAUGCUCAGAGUGUGGGAAGAGAUUCAGUGACAAUAGAACUCUUCAAACUCAUCUAAGAAUCCACACAGGGGAGAAGCCUUUUGAAUGCUCAGAAUGUGGGAAGGGAUUUACUCAGUUUGGCCAUCUUCAAACCCAUCUAAGAACCCACACAGGGGAGAAGCCUUUUGAAUGCUCAGAAUGCGGGAAGAGAUUCAGUUGCAGUAGCCAUCUUCAAACCCAUCUAAGAACCCACACAGGGGAGAAGCCUUUUGAAUGCUCAGAGUGUGGGAAGAGAUUCAGUGACAGUAGCAUUCUUCAAACUCAUCUAAGAACUCACACAGGGGAAAAGCCUUUUGAAUGUUCACAGUGUGGGAAGAGAUUCCGUCACAGUGGCACUCUUCAAACCCAUCUAAGAACCCACACAGGGGAGAAGCCUUUUGAAUGCUCAGAAUGUGGGAGGAGAUUCAGUCGCAGUGGCUCUCUUCAACUUCAUCUAGGAACCCACACAGGGGAUAAGCCUUUUGAAUGUUCUGAAUGUGGGAUGGGAUUCAGACAGAGUAGCCGUCUUCAAAGACAUCUAAGAACCCACACAGGGGAGAAGCCUUUUGAAUGCUCAGAGUGUGGGAAGAGAUUCAGGCACAGAAGCACUCUUCAGGUACAUCUAAGAACCCAUACAGGGGAGAAGCCUUUUGAAUGCUCAGAGUGUGGGAAGAGAUUCAGGCACAGAAGCACUCUUCAGGUACAUCUAAGAACCCAUACAGGGGAGAAGCCUUUUGAAUGCUUAGAGUGUGGGAAGAGAUUCAGUUGCAGUGGCGCUCUUCAUACCCAUCUAAGAACCCACACAGGGGAGAAGCCUUUUGAAUGCUCAGAGUGUGGGAAGAGAUUCAAUCAGAGUAGCUAUCUUCAAAAACAUCUAAGAACCCACAAUGGGCCCAAGGUCACAAGCAUGUUUUCUGGCAGAAUAGCAUUUGAACUUGGGUCUCCCAGAUCCUAGCCGAAUGCUCUAACUGGUACACCGUGCUGGCUGUCAUUCUUAUGUGACAAAUGGGGUCACAUAAGAAUGACUCCAGAGACAGUCUGUACCCUGUUGAAAAGAGGUUUAGGUAUGUCAUCGAUAGUGAAAAACA